AGUAUAGGAUCAUUAUCAAUGCUGUUAAUGUAGAGCAGCCGUGGCUUUGGGCGGUGGUUUAUUACUUUGGUUAAGCUCUGUACACAUAACACUGUAAAAACACCAAGUUUGAACGUGCGGCACAGCGGCUCAGUUUCCUCCUCUUGUUGUAAAAAUAUUGUCAAAGGGGCAGGACCACCGAGACUGAGGAGAUCCAGGAACACUGACAACACUGUGUUUGUCUUGUGUUUCAACGACUGUCCCGCAUCACAACACGCUGAGCUCAGAUAACUGGACCUUUAGCUUCUUCUCCAUCAGCCCGACAGCUCCACGGAGCUCCGAGCACCAGCGGGAAUGGAGCCGAGCGACGCGGACGACAGCGAGAGCCUCGCUUCCCUACGAAACACGAUAUGGAAGCAGCUCCAAGCCAAAGUCAAGCCACUGCGCAGUCCCAGAAUGGGCUCCACGGAGAGGGGGGAAGUAACGAAGAGGAACACGACGACGACCGGGAACGAGCCCAACUUACUCUCCCCCCCUCAGGUAAAAGUCCCGUUCGAGGCUCCGCUCCUCGGCGAAGCGGCGGGAAGCGGCUCCAAACUGGAGUCUGAGUCCCUGGAGACGCUGCCUGAACCUCCGCAGCACGACGCCAGCCAUGAAACACAGCUGGAGAGCAGGGAUGAGCAGCCGAGUUUGGUUGUUCCGUGCUCUUCAGGGACUGAUUCUGAGCGACCCCCCCCAAGCAUGUUGAUGUACAACCUGGAGAUUGAACUCAAGAGAGGCCACAACCUGGCCAUACGAGACAAAGGAGGCAGCAGCGAUCCGUAUGUCAAGAUCAAACUCGCCAAUAAAGAUGUGUUUAAGAGCAAAGUCAUCUCCAAAAACCUCAACCCUGUGUGGAAUGAGAAGAAGAGUUUGAUCCUGGACAGUCUGAGUGAACCUCUGAAUGUGAAGGUGUUUGAUUAUGACUUUGGCUUUCAAGACGACUUCAUAGGCUCUGCUUAUCUCCAUCUGGACUCUCUGGAGCAGCAGAGGACCAUACCUGUAUUUCUGGAGCUGAAGGACCCACAGUACCCUGAUGAGGACCUGGGCACCCUGGAGCUGGAUGUCACCCUGUCACCUAAAGGCCGUUCCACAGAGGAAUGUCUAGAGUCCACACAGCAGCAGCCGUCUACAUUUGUCCCAGAGAUGCGUCGGAAGUCCCAGCUCUGGCGAGGGAUCGUCAGCAUCGCGCUGUUGGAAGGUCGAGGCCUAACACCAAUGGAUUCCAACGGCCUGAGUGACCCAUACGUCAAGUUCAAACUGGGUAUUCAGAAGUACAGGAGCAAGACUGUGCCAAAGACGCUGAAUCCUCAGUGGAGAGAGCAGUUUGAUCUGAACCUGUUCGACGAGAAUGGGGGAGUGCUGGAGAUCACAGUGUGGGACAGAGACCCUGGCAGGAGAGACGACUUGAUGGGAUGCUGCCAGUUGGACCUCUCUGCUCUGGCUAAAGAACAAACCCAUCACCUGGAGCUGGAGCUGGACGAGUCCCGGGGCUACGUGGUGCUACUGGUCACACUCACGGCCUCGGCCUGCGUCUCCAUCGCUGACCUGUCCGUCACGCCGCUGGACGACCAAACGGAACGCAGGGACACAGUCAAACGCUAUAGCUUGUGGAACUCGUUCUCUAACGUGAAAGAUGUGGGCAUCGUGCAAGUGAAGGUGUUGAGAGCUGAAGACCUCAUAGCUGCUGAUGUCACUGGUAAGAGCGACCCUUUCUGUGUGCUGGAGCUAAAUAAUGACAGACUACAGACACACACUGUUUACAAGAACCUCAGUCCACAGUGGAACAAAGCCUUCACCUUUAACGUCAAAGACAUUCACUCAGUGUUGACGGUGACGGUGCUUGAUGAGGACAGAGACAGGAGCGCCGACUUCCUGGGGAAAGUUGCCAUCCCUUUAUUACAUGUGCGUAACGGUGAGAAGAAAGGCUACGUGUUAAAAGAUAAGAAGCUGACGGGUCCGACCAAAGGAGUCAUCUACCUCGAGAUUGAUGUCAUCUACAACAUUGUCAAAGCUGCCUUGAGGACUGUGGUCCCAGCAGAGCAGAAAUAUAUAGAGGAGAACCUGAAAGUGUCCAAACAGUUGCUCCAGCAGAAUUUUAAUCGUGUGAAGCGGUGCGCCAUGGUCCUGAUCAGCUGGGGAUCGUACAUCAACAGUUGCUUUCAAUGGGAGUCCACGCGGAGGAGCGUCACGGCCUUUGUGCUGUUUGUGGUGGUGGUAUGGAACCUGGAGCUCUACAUGCUGCCACUGGCACUGGUGCUCCUGCUGCUCUGGAACUUCUUCUUCUGCUCAAGCAGGGAAACGGAUGAACUGUCAAUGGAGGCCAUGUUUGAACUGGACGAUGAAGAAGAGGAUAAAGAGGACAAGGACAAAGGCUUGAUGGAGAGACUGCACGCCGUACAGGAAGUGUUCGUCAGCGUACAGAAUGCUCUGGAUGAGGUGGCGUCCUAUGGAGAGAGGAUAAAAAACGUCUCUAACUGGACUGUGCCUUUUCUGAGCUGGCUGGCGAUCACUGCCUUUUGUUUGGCCACAGUUCUUCUCCGUCUCGUUCCUCUCCGAUACCUCGUGCUGGCGUGGGGUAUGAAUAAAUUCACCAAGAAGCUUCGUAAUCCGUACAGGAUUGACAACAACGAGGUUCUGGACUUUCUAUCCAGAGUGCCCUCCGAUAUUCAAGUGAUGCAGUACCAGCAGUUGAAGGCUGACACUGAACGAACCGCACUGAAGCGCAGGAAGACCAACCCGAGCUAAUGGUCACAUGUGUCUUCAUGUCUCUGUCCUCGGCUGGAACAUUUGUAACUGUAAACAAUGUGAACUUAUAACAAAGGGUACUUGUAUGUAUUUCUUGGAUAUUUGGAUGAUCUUUUGUGUGUAAUUUAUUUUCUAAAUCCUGAAGUUGUUAUGAUUUGAAUGAUUCAUGUCUUGUCACCACACACACUAUAAACCUGUAAAA
This is a messenger RNA of Solea senegalensis (Senegalese sole), 2968 nucleotides long. It is a transcript of the gene mctp1b, whose product is annotated as multiple C2 domains, transmembrane 1b. The transcript is spliced from 20 exons. The record is from RefSeq and is a predicted model, not a curated record. Bases 334 to 2766 code for a protein of 810 amino acids. NCBI's taxonomy places the organism in Eukaryota, Metazoa, Chordata, Actinopteri, Pleuronectiformes, Soleidae. Gene Ontology annotation, cellular component: synaptic vesicle membrane. Gene Ontology annotation, biological process: regulation of neurotransmitter secretion. Gene Ontology annotation, molecular function: calcium ion binding.